AUGGGUCAACGAUUUGGCACAGGAAAAGUCGCAAAUUUAUUUUCUCCAAUAAUUGCAAUUUGGUUUACUUCUCUCUCCGUGAUUGGCAUUGUUAAUAUAUCCAGAGUUCCAAGAAUCUUGAAAGCUAUCAAUCCUUACUAUGCUAUUAUGUACAUUAAAGAAAGAGGUUUUGGUCAUCUCGGUGGUGUUUUACUAGUAUUCAUUGGAUCUGAAGCAGUGUUUGCGGACCUAGGACAUUUUAAUCGAAGGUCGAUUCAAUUAUCUUUCCCACUAUUUGUUUAUGUUCCUUUGUUAUUGACGUACUUAGGUCAAGGCGCAA
This is a messenger RNA of Dentiscutata heterogama, 319 nucleotides long. Lineage: Eukaryota; Fungi; Glomeromycota; Glomeromycetes; Diversisporales; Gigasporaceae. The record is from the annotation of a GenBank genome assembly.